AUGACUCUUGUGCAAUCUCCCGAGGUAGUUCUUCCCUCGCUGGCGAAGAUCGGACCCACUUCGGAAUCAAUUAAGGGUCCUUCGGACUUGAAUGGACCAACGACUAUAACGGUGGAGAGUGAUAUCAGCGGGUUAUCAGAAAAGAUUGAGAAGAUCCGAUUUGAACUAGAGGAGCACCCAGUGGAUGUAGUGCGACCCAUCAAGGUUGGGAUUAUCGGCGCAGGUCUGGCAGGGAUUACCGCGGGCGUGUUACUCCCUGCGAAAUUGCCGGGACUUGAUCUUCGAAUUUAUGAUAAAAAUGCCGAUGUGGGAGGCACAUGGUUCGAGAAUACAUAUCCCGGGGUUCGAUGCGAUAUCCCUGCACAUGUAUACCAAUCCAGCAUCUCCCCAAAUACUCAAUGGACAGAAGAAUUUGCUCAGGGAGAUGAGAUUAGACAAUACUGGCAGGGUGUGGCACGGAAACACAAUGUGUACCAAUACCUUCGCGCGGGACAGAGAGUGCAGAAGGCCGAAUGGCAGCCCGAGAAAGGGAAAUGGAAUGUCACUGUGGAACAUGUAGAUGGCUCAAAGAUUUAUGAGGAAGAGCUAGACGUGGUGAUCAACGCCAUCGGUCACUUUAAUGCCUGGAAGCUACCGGACUACGAAGGAAUCAACGACUACAAGGGAUCCCUGUUCCAUUCGUCGAACUGGGAUCCAAGUAUCGAUCUGAAGGGCAAGCGGAUUGCUCUUAUUGGAAAUGGCGCUUCCGGCUUGCAGGUCCUACCAUCCAUUCAACCAUUUGCUAGCCACGUUGACCACUACGCCCGGAAUCCAACCUGGAUUGCAGAUUCAUUCAGCAGCGGAAACGUGGGAGUCCGUCGACUGGAGCCAAAUUUGUUCUCCGACUCACAGCUAGCGACAUGGAAAGAUCCAAAGGCGUAUUUGGAAUACAGACGGGAUGUCGAAAAGGGAUAUUUCCAGCGCUUUGGGGCAAUUUUCAAAGACACGCCUGAAAACAACGAACUACGUGAGAAAUGGACCGCCCUGAUGCUCCAGCGUAUUGCAGGCAAGCCGGAAUUAGCAGAAAAGAUCAUCCCAGACUUCCCCCGGCAUACGCGCAUCAAGAGAUUUACCGAGAAAGGCAUUGUAACCGAGGACGGGGUGGAGCGAGAAGUGGACAUCACAAUCUGCGCAACAGGCGCCAACGUCGAUCACGCACCCCCAUUCUCCAUCAUCGCCGACGGAGUCGACCUCAAGAAAGCCUGGAAACACAACGGCAAAUUCGGGUUCCCGUACUCAUACCUGGGUUUCGCAACCCCCGGAUUCCCUAACCUCCUCUGGCUCGGCGGUCCAUACUCAUCAGGACACAGCGGGACAGUGCCGAACAACAUCGAGAACCAAGUGACAUACAUCGCAAAAGUGCUGCGCAAGAUUCGCACACAGGGGAUUAAAACCAUUGUUCCUGCGAAGCAAGCAACUGAUGACUUCGUUGAGUACUGCGACCAGUUCUACCCGCGCACUGUUUGGUCAGCGAACUGUAGCUCGUGGUAUAACGGUGGCAAGCCAGGGUCUCGUAUCCAUGGUCUCUUCCCUGGUAGUGCGUCCCAUUCAAAUUAUAUUCGUCGGGAUCCGCGCUGGGAAGAUUGGGAGUAUACCUAUGUUAAUCAGAGUGGGAAUCGGUUUGCUUACUUUGGGAAUGGGUGGACUUCAAAAGAAUUGACUCCUAAUGCGGAACUGACGCCUCAUCUGAGACUGCCGGAGGAGAUUGAUUUGAAGUCUCAUAUGGAGGGAUGGUGGGAUGUUUGA
Messenger RNA from Penicillium coprophilum, 1785 nucleotides. RefSeq names its product flavin-containing monooxygenase. NCBI's taxonomy places the organism in Eukaryota, Fungi, Ascomycota, Eurotiomycetes, Eurotiales, Aspergillaceae. Gene Ontology annotation, molecular function: flavin adenine dinucleotide binding; NADP binding; N,N-dimethylaniline monooxygenase activity. The coding region runs from base 1 to 1785 and encodes 594 amino acids. The transcript has 5 exons. The record is from RefSeq and is a predicted model, not a curated record.